Messenger RNA from Aspergillus versicolor CBS 583.65, 1719 nucleotides. RefSeq names its product putative plasma membrane antiporter. The transcript has 8 exons. Bases 1 to 1719 code for a protein of 572 amino acids. Lineage: Eukaryota; Fungi; Ascomycota; Eurotiomycetes; Eurotiales; Aspergillaceae. Gene Ontology annotation, molecular function: sodium:proton antiporter activity. Gene Ontology annotation, cellular component: plasma membrane. The record is from RefSeq and is a predicted model, not a curated record. Gene Ontology annotation, biological process: regulation of membrane potential; proton export across plasma membrane; sodium ion export across plasma membrane.
AUGCUACACCCGGUACUUGAUCUCAGCGACCUUAACGUUAUACUCGUGGUGUCAAGCUUCUACGCUCUCGUUAUUGGUUUUAUAUCUCUGAAGGUCAAGCAAAAUUGGUAUCUCGGUGAAGCCUUGCCGGCCUUUGUCACCGGUGUCGUUUUUGGGCCGUUCGGCGCGAACCUCGUCAGGGCACUUCCUGCAGGAAGAAGUCAGAUUGAGAACACGGCAAACGAAAUCACCUAUUCAUUGACCCGACUUGUGAUCGGGAUACAGUUGGUGAAGGUUGGAUAUGAAUUGCCCAAGAAAUACUUGAAACGCCGCUUCAAGGAAAUGACGAUCUGUCUACUACCUUUGAUGGCCAUAGGGUGGAUUGCAACAUCUACGUGCAUCAAACUAAUGAUCCCACGUAUCUCGUUUCUCGCAGCUCUGAUUAUAGGCUCCUGCGUGACUUGCACCGAUCCCAUUCUCUCCCAAGCUAUCGCAAAGGGCCCAUUCGCUGAUAACUAUGUUCGCCGGCACCUCCGGGAGUUCAUCUCGUCUGAGGCCGGUGCGAAUGACGGCUUCGGCUUCCCUUUCUUAUUGCUCGGUGUGUCACUUCUUCGGUAUGCCGGUACACCAACGAACGCUAUCGUACUGGAGGAAUUUGAUCUUGCGAAAGGGGAGCCGGAUCUCCUCGGUGCAACGGACGUCGGCCGUUUUGGUGGCGGCGCAGGUACCGCUCUUAAGCAUUGGUUUGUGGAAGGGUUUUUAUACAUGAUUGUUUUAGGCACUGCCUAUGGGGCUGUUGUCGGCUUUGUUUGUCGGAAAAUCCUGGACGUGUCUACUAAAAUGAAGUGGAUUGAUCCAGGGUCCUUCACCUUGCUUCCCGCAGUUCUAGGUAUAUUCAUUGUCGGCUCAUGCGGCUGUUUUGGUUCCGAUGAGACUCUAGCAUGCUUUAUUGCAGGCAGUAUGCUUAAUUGGGAUGGCCUUUAUAAUGCAGAGCUUCAAGCGCGGCAUGAUUCGUUCAACUCGGCCCUUGAAACUCUUCUCAACUACUUAACCUUUGGGUAUCUUGGUGCGGUUAUGCCUUGGAACGAGUUUCAUAUGCCCGAAACCACCGGUGUAACUAUACCUCGCCUUCUAGGGCUGGGAAUGCUGGUACUAAUAUUUCGGCGCAUUCCUGCAAUCAUGGCAGGAUAUCGGUUCAUGCCGGAGAUUUGUAGUAACUGGACUGAAGCCCUAUUCAUGGGACAUUUUGGGCCAAUUGGGGUUGGUUCGAUUGCAUAUGUAGAGUAUGCUCGACGACUAUUCCCUGAAGGCGAAAGCGAUAGAGAAAUCAAUGCUCUAACCAAUGCCAUGAGACCAGUUGUAUACUGGCUAGUUUUGUUUUCGAUCAUUGUGCACGGGUUGUCUGUCCCUUUCCUUCACAUGCUCUAUAAAGCCUGGGAUGUUCCGAGGGUCCACGACCACCCUGUGGAAGUGGCUCUUUUGUCUGAGAACGAACCGUUGCCGAACAACAGCACGGCGAACCCACAACGACACUCUGUACUGGUAAACAACCGGUUCGCCGAGCCAGACAGCUCUGCCGAGGACUCAGAUGAAGAAAAAGAACUAAGAGAGCAUCGAGCCUCCACCGAGAGGAUACGGCCACGGAGCGAGCGUAGCUCAUCCUCGCAUAGCCUAGAAAUGCAGGUGUCCCGCGAAUCAGCUCGCCUGAGUCGUGAAGCGGAUCCAAGGAACAUCGUAUGA